Molecule: messenger RNA, 303 nt
Organism: Prorocentrum cordatum
Lineage: Eukaryota; Dinophyceae; Prorocentrales; Prorocentraceae
Source: the annotation of a GenBank genome assembly
AUGUUCGGGAAUAUCAUCAACCCUCCGCCCUCCUCAUCCAAGUUCGGGUGUUGUUCUCGCGCGCUGGGCAUGCGCCCCCACCAGACUGCGUCGCUCUGGGCUCGACAGGGCGGGAGUUUCACUGUGCAAGUCACGCGGUGCCAGCGACUUCGAGCAGACGAUUGCACACAUGGCGAAGAGGAUCGCCCAACAGUAAAACUCCACACCUGGAGACAGCCAGAGACCAGCCUCACUACUGAAUUCGCCAACACAUGCGGGAUGAUAAAACCGCCGCUCUGUACCAUGGAGGUCUGGGGUAACUGA